AACGAUCUUCAUACUGUUCGUAUUGUUACUCCCAAUAGUUCACAUUGGUAGUACGGAAGUGCAUCCUCGAGUCGUAGAUGGGCAUUUAGCCAAGCCAGGAUACAAGUGGGCCAUUGCCGCCGGAUGGAAUAGAAGGGAUCUUUCCAAACCCGAACAUUUGAUGUGGACUGAAGUAGAGAUCGCCAGCGAUUUGGAGUGCCAAAGAACGUACAACUCCAAUGGGGAGGUAAUCUGUGGCCGUGUCAAUCCAGGAUCAUCCAUUUGCAGAGGCGAUUCAGGGGGACCUUUGGUGCAUCUGGAGAAACGGACUCUCAUUGGAGUUAGCUCAUUUGUGUUUGAAGGCCCUUGUGACAAAGGUCAGCUUGUUGGCUUUGUCAAUGUGGUCAACUAUCUGCCCUGGAUAUAUGAGGUUUCCGGGGUGAAGCCUAUUAAUUAGCAGAGUUAAUGCUUAUUUUGUAUACAUUUUCAUUUCCACAAUAAAAACCUCUAUCUGAAAGCAUUACAAAAGUAAA
Drosophila serrata is the source of this 512-nucleotide messenger RNA. RefSeq names its product collagenase-like. Gene Ontology annotation, biological process: proteolysis. The record is from RefSeq and is a predicted model, not a curated record. Gene Ontology annotation, molecular function: serine-type endopeptidase activity. Lineage: Eukaryota; Metazoa; Arthropoda; Insecta; Diptera; Drosophilidae.